AUGCUCACUUGCAACUCAAGGAGCGGGGGCACAACUGGCGGGGGUAGGUUUGCUCUGGACGAGUUCUUCGAGGACUCGCACGUCGUUAAUGUUGUAGGCAAGAGCAAGAAGAAGCUGCCAAGUGUCGAUGAGAUGAUGGAGCAGAUGAGAGAAAUGAUCGCCCACGCUACCAACACGCCGAUUAAACCCUGGAAAGGCUCCUCUCGAACCUUCUCCCCCGACCUGUCGGCUUCACCUCAGCCCAGCAUGUCUGAGCACCAUGGCGAGAGGAAGGGAAGAGAGACCAUUGUAAAGCUGCCCAACUCCGUAAUCUACGGGUCCAAGGCUGGCUAUGAGUCGCUGGUGCAGUCCUUCAAACAUGCGCUGAAGACAUCGGAAAAGAAAGUCGCGGGGCUUGUGGAGGACGUCCAAGGUUAUUUCUCGGAUGCAUUUGGGGGAGGACAAGACAAGAAACAAACAUCACCGCAUCCUGCUAUCGAGCACGCGACUACACGGCAAGAGCGUUCAACGAACAGGAGGGAUCAGGGUGCGAUCCGAACUCGGACGGUUCAGACUCGUGUUCUCCCUCAGAGCUCGCUCCCACAUGAACAUAGCACAGCGAGGAAGAGCCGUCUGAAAUCUCAGCCGCCGUUAGUCAGCCAAGGUCAGGAAAGAUUUUAUCGAGAGAAAAUAAGAGAGGAUGAAGAAGAGAAGCAGAAGGAAAAGCAGAUGGAAAGGGAGAGAGUGCUAUCUGAUGACACGUUGCAGUCUGAGGAUGAGUCAGAGCGCCGCUCGUCUGUGAGAGAGGAUGCUGAAGCUUCGUUUCAAGACUCCCUCAAAAGAGAAAUGAGGAGGGAGAAGGAGGAAAUUAAAAGAGCCAAGGAGCAACGAGUGAGAGAGAUGGAAGACGUGAAGAUCAAGGAGAGAUUGUUCCAAGAGAAAUUGAAAGACGAGCAGUUUGCUGAGGAGAAAGAAAGAAAACAUUACAAGAAGCAGGAGACGCUCGCGUACGAGCUGGCCCGGCACAAGGAAGAGGUCGCAGAGUCGAUCCGAGAGACGGCGAUCCGCAAGCAGCGCGAGGAGGCAGCAGAGAGACUGCGAGAGAAGCAGGCGAGGGCAGACACGAGGAGGAAGGAGAUGAAGGAGGCAGAGGGGCGGGAGCUGAGGAUGUUCCGGCGAGAGGACGCAUACGCGAAGCAGGUUGAGAAGGAGCAGCAGAGGAGGGAGAAAGAGCGAGAGGCGAGGUUGGACGCCAGGUCGACGGAGGAGGAGGAGAAGGCACAGAAACUGUCGGAUGCGAUGGUGUCGGGUGCGAUGGAAGAGCAAGGCAAACUCAAGGUUGUGUCACGAGCGGACAACGAGGAAGGCAACGAGGGGAGGACGGACUACGAGGAGCGAGAGACGCUCGCGUACGAGCUGGCCCGGCACAAGGAAGAGGUCGCAGAGUCGAUCCGAGAGACGGCGAUCCGCAAGCAGCGCGAGGAGGCAGCAGAGAGACUGCGAGAGAAGCAGGCGAGGGCAGACACGAGGAGGAAGGAGAUGAAGGAGGCAGAGGGGCGGGAGCUGAGGAUGUUCCGGCGAGAGGACGCAUACGCGAAGCAGGUUGAGAAGGAGCAGCAGAGGAGGGAGAAAGAGCGAGAGGCGAGGUUGGACGCCAGGUCGACGGAGGAGGAGGAGAAGGCACAGAAACUGUCGGAUGCGAUGGGGAAGGAAGGAAAUGAACAAGAGGAGCAUGAGCAUGUCAAGGUGUCAGCCCUGGUGAAAGGCAGCAAGAAGCCUGCAAGCUCUUCAUCCCUCGACCCUUCACUAGGGAGUAACAGAGGAACGGAGACUCCCACCAGAGAUCUACCAAGGCUCCGAACAGCGUCAGGCGCAGCGCAGAAGAGCCUCCUCGCCAAGCUCUUGCGGGAACAGCGGAAGUUCCUCGAACAGGAAGUGGCGCAGGAUCUGUCGUCCGGCCCUCUGUCAAAGUUCAACCAGAAGCUGCGGCAGGAGGAUGCGGCAGAGGAGCUGGCGGAGGGGAAAGAGACAGAGGCCGAAAAGGAGGAGAUCGCCAAAGGAGGAACACGGCAAGGGGAGCAAGAGGCUCUGACGUUCAAGGGCCUCAAACGCUCUGCUCGAUUCCAGCUGGCCCGAUCGCUGCAGACACGCCUUAGGAAGGCGAUCACACGAGAUCUGGAGGAGGAGAACAAGGCUUUGACCCAUGGCAUCGAGCUGGGAGAGAGGAGGAGAGCGAGGGCGUCGAGCUUGGCGAGCUUCUUCUCCUCUCAGAGCAACAAACUGCUCCAAGGGCUGCAGGACGCCUUCAAGCAGAAGUUUGCGGGGCCUGAACCUGCUGGACAAGGCGCGUGA
This is a messenger RNA of Guillardia theta CCMP2712, 2331 nucleotides long. RefSeq lists its product as hypothetical. The transcript has 12 exons. Lineage: Eukaryota; Cryptophyceae; Pyrenomonadales; Geminigeraceae. The coding region runs from base 1 to 2331 and encodes 776 amino acids. The record is from RefSeq and is a predicted model, not a curated record.